CCCUCCUCCGCACCCUGCCAGCCCCAAACCCAGCUCCCUACAGCCUCAGGCAGGGCUGGGCAGAGAGGAGGAGGAGGAGGAGAAGGAGGCCGGUCUCUUCUUCGCCUCCCCCUUCCCUGUCGCCGGGUUUUCUUGCAGCAUUUCCAUGCUAGAGGUCUCCACCGAGCUACGGAGAGAGGAUCUGCCUGGCUGCGCCGGGCCCUCUUCCUUCCUUUGUGCAUCCCCCAGCCCCGGGCAAGCCGUGUCCCCCGCCCCGGCCGCCACGUCCCCUCUUCGUCCCCUCCAGAGCCUCCCCCGGCCCUGGAGGCAGGAGGAAGUCGCCUCCCCGGGCAGGCAGAGCCGGGGAAGCGGCAAGGCACCGGCUGCCACGUCGUGCCACCCUCUUCCCGGCGCGGGCACCGAGGCCGCAUCCCCGCCCGCAUCCCUGCAUCCCUCCCCGCUCCGCUCCGCGGCGGCGGGGUCCCCGCUGGCGGAUGCUGCGCGCCUCCCCGGGCCGCUGGUGCUAAAUGCUGAGCGCCGACAGGAUGGAGGAGUUUCAGAGCGAGGAAGAGGAGCCCUGGUACGACCAGCAGGACCUGGAGCAGGACUUGCAUUUGGCCGCAGAGCUGGGGAAGACCCUGCUGGAGCGCAACAAGGAGCUGGAGGACUCCCUGCAGCAGAUGUAUGCCACCAACGAGGAGCAAGUGCAGGAAAUCGAGUACCUGACCAAGCAACUGGAGACGUUGCGGCAGAUGAAUGAACAGCAUGCAAAAGUCUAUGAGCAGCUGGACCUGACAGCACGGGACCUGGAGCUAGCUAACCAGAAGCUUGUGCUGGAAAGCAAGACAUCCCAACAGAAGAUACAGUGCUUGACAGAAACAAUCGAGGGGCUGCAGAACCAAGUGGAGGAGCUGCAGAAGCAGGUGGAGGAGAUGAGGAGCCUGGAGCAGCUCCGCAUCCGGCGGGAGAAGAGGGAGCGGCGCCGAACCAUCCACACCUUCCCCUGCCUUAAGGAGCUGUGCUCCAGCCCCAGGUAUGAGGACGCAUUCCAGAUCCAAAGCUCUUCCACAGAGUUCAACCAGAAGCCACUGGAGAGGGAGAACGAACGUCUCCAAGCCAUGGUGAACUCCCUCAGGUCCCAAGUCAACCAGGAGAAGCAGCGGAAGGAGAGGGUUGAGCGAGAAUACACUUCUGUUAUUCAGGAGUACUCGGACCUGGAGCAGCGGGUGUGCGAGAUGGAGAACUGCAAACUGCGCAUCAAGGAGCUGGAAGCAGAGCUCCUGGAGCUACAACAGAUGAAACAAGUCAAGAAGUAUUUACUCAGCAGAGAAGACAACUUAUCUGAGGCCCUCCUUGAGCCGCUGAAUAACGCCCCAGAAGCUGACUACAUUGACCUCUCUGAGGAGGAGGGAGGAAAAAGCCAUGGGCCAUCAAUGACACCUUCCCCAAACCACCCUGUCCGCAAGAGCUGCAGCGACACUGCCCUCAAUGCCAUCGUCACCAAGGAUGCUGUGAGCCGGCACGAGGGCAACUACACGCUGCAUGCUAACAACGUGCGCAAGAGGGGCAUGUCCAUCCUGAGGGAGGUGGACGAGCAGUACCAUGCCUUGCUGGAGAAGUAUGAAGAGCUCCUGAGCAAAUGCCGGCAGCACAAGGACAGCGUGCGCCACACAGGGGUCCAAACGUCCCGGCCCAUCUCCCGUGACAGCUCCUUCCGAGACUUCCGAGGAGAGGGACACGAGUUGGAAGAGCGCAAAAGCAUGGAGAAGACCAUCAGCAAACACGUGGAGGCCGUGGACAAGCGGCUGGAGCAGAGCCAGCCCGAGUACAAGGCUCUCUUUAAGGAGAUCUUCUCCCGCAUCCAGAAGACAAAAGCAGACAUCAAUGCCACAAAGGUGAAAAACAAGAGCAGCAAAUGAGUCCCUGCCUCUCCGCAAGUCCCGCGUGCAAUCGCAACAGCCACGUCUUCUCUUCAAGCCCCAGGAAACGCCACGUGGCCCCUCUGCUUUGAAGGUUCGAGAGGUCUACAAGCAAGACAACGUCACAGAGACUCAAUUCUCUUUAUGGAAGCUCUGGACAACUCGUUGGGAUAAUUGUACAUUGUAGUUAGAGGAUUCCAGAACCCGUAUGACGGAUCUCUGCAUGAGUGACUGCCGCUGCCAGACAUCACAAUAGCAAACCACACCGCAAAGAACACGGAUCACCUCCUCCACCCUUUGCAGCUUGUCUUACAGCCCAGUUAUCUGCAAGCAAAAGCCUGGAUGUCCUCCAGCAUCCUCCUGCAGCUGGAGUGUUUCAAAGUCAACCAAAAGCCAUUGGAACCCCAAGGGCUGCUCCAGCACACCGGCCCACUUUGGUGUGAUGGCUAGGAACCUAUGCUUGCACCCAAGAGAGCUCUGUCUACGCCUUUCCCUUCCCCAAAGGGCAGUAUGUUCUUGCUAUUGAAGCCAUUUCUCUUACCAGUCAGGUUUUUCAGCUAUUUUACAAUGCAAGCUUCUUGCAACUGGAAAAACUUGAAGAGAAACAGAUGAUUGUUCUGUCUUCAUCAGUGUCAUGUAGUGUUUCAGUCCAUACCCUCCAGACUUUGUAGGCACAUGGGAUUUCCUCGCUUUAUAUCUGCCCCAGGUGAAGCACUGUGCCUGGUAGGAACUCAAUGACCAGGGCUUUCCCAUAAGCUAGACAAAAAGUGCUAUUACAGUAUCAGAGACACACUUCCAUCCCAUGGUCUGGGUACCAGCCCUCUGUGCUGUGCUCUUCAAGAGGCUGUCAUUGCCCCACUGUAGCAAACUCCUUAAGCACAGCUUGCAUGGGCUUGCAGAACUGACUACCAGUGACCCGCAUGCAAGCAGAACGAUACAGCAUCUCUCAGUGCCAGGAGCUCUGACCCUGGCAGUAGCACUGACCACACAUUACCCCCCACUUUUGCUCUGUACAUCUCCCCGUCGAGAGGACAGAUUUCAGGGUUUCUGCUGAAAAUCACCUUCCUUGGCUGAGAUCCUGUCUCCAAAGGUUGUCACCUCUCAUGUGCACUUCCCAGCACUGAAACCUCCUCACUUUUGCUUCCACAGACAUGCAAACACACAGCCAAAAGGCCACUGCAGUCUCAGGAAUCACCAGUUUCCAUUGCUCACGGACCUUGUAUGGUCAGACACACGUUUUAGGCAGAGAAGCAGCAUUUCAUUACAGUUUAGUCAACACCCUGAGCACAGAGCUACAAAACACAGUGUAAGCUACCUAUUCUGUACCUGCCUGGAGAAGCUUCAGGCAAGAUGUAGGUUCUGUUUUCACCAGCUUACAUCCCAAAACUUUGGGUGAAUGGUUGGGAAUUCUGCAACAUUGAGAUGAAUAAAUGAUAAUGCAGCUUUGGAGUGAGAAGACUGUUAAACUGGAAUUAUCCUCCAAGUCCAGGGCCUUGAUGUUAUGAGGAGCCACCUUGCUUUCACUCACCAUGGAGGUAACGCAAAAAUACCCCC
This is a messenger RNA of Pezoporus occidentalis (night parrot), 3452 nucleotides long. RefSeq names its product cerebellar degeneration related protein 2 like (gene CDR2L). The record is from RefSeq and is a predicted model, not a curated record. Lineage: Eukaryota; Metazoa; Chordata; Aves; Psittaciformes; Psittacidae. The transcript is spliced from 5 exons. Bases 507 to 1898 code for a protein of 463 amino acids.